AUGCCUCCCCCGCCGAAACCAAAGCCGCCCCAAAAGCUGGUAGUCGCGAUGAACAGCCUGCGAAACACGACCUUCUCCGUGACCGACGACAAGUUCUACUACGAGGUUGUCACGCGCUACUGGCACGCGAACCUGACGCGGAUCAUCAAACACGACUUUGAGACCCGCGAGCUGACGCCGGUAGCCGAGAUCGAGGGGCUCCAGACCAAGGAGCCCCGUGUCAGAUUCGUCGGCGACGAGAAGGACGAGUGGAUGUCCGCAGCGGACUUUGUCAAGUUUGAGCAGGACAAGCCAGGCGGCACCUUCUCUACCGGAGCCGGAAUAGUGUAUAGGUGGAAAGUUAACAAGGGUCGCCUCCAGUUGGUGCGCGCAGACGAUCCGGAAGAAAAACCCAUGGCCGAAUUCCAUCCGCACAAGAGGCAUUUCUGGGUCUUCAGAAUGUCGCAGCAUGCGUUCUUCGAGAUCCAACCACAGCCUGAAGUAACGGAGGCUCUAGAUAGACUGAUUGUGAGCUACCUGCUUGUUGAGAGGAGGCGUAGGCAGGCAGGGAUCAGAGUA
Messenger RNA from Laetiporus sulphureus 93-53, 558 nucleotides. RefSeq lists its product as uncharacterized. NCBI's taxonomy places the organism in Eukaryota, Fungi, Basidiomycota, Agaricomycetes, Polyporales, Laetiporaceae. The record is from RefSeq and is a predicted model, not a curated record. The transcript has 4 exons. The annotation marks the transcript as partial.